Messenger RNA from Xenopus tropicalis (tropical clawed frog), 1884 nucleotides. It is a transcript of the gene slc6a20, whose product is annotated as solute carrier family 6 (proline IMINO transporter), member 20. The coding region runs from base 25 to 1806 and encodes 593 amino acids. The record is from RefSeq and is a predicted model, not a curated record. The transcript has 11 exons. NCBI's taxonomy places the organism in Eukaryota, Metazoa, Chordata, Amphibia, Anura, Pipidae. Gene Ontology annotation, cellular component: membrane; plasma membrane.
AAGAAGGGGUGCUUUGUGGAGAAAAUGGAAAAGACUCGUCCAGUGUGGGAUAAUCCGUUACAGUUUGUUUUUGCUUGCAUAUCCUAUGCUGUUGGUUUAGGAAAUGUUUGGAGAUUCCCGUAUCUGUGUCAAAUGUAUGGAGGUGGUGGGUUUUUGAUUCCUUACUUGAUAAUGUUAAUUUUGGAGGGAAUGCCUUUGUUAUAUUUAGAAUUAAAUGUGGGACAGCUUUUACGGCAAGGAAGUAUAGGGGCCUGGAAGUCGAUAAGUCCUUACCUCGGUGGUGUUGGAAUUGCCAGCAUGGUUGUGUCUUUUUUUCUUUGUAUUUAUUACAAUGUAAUAAAUGCUUGGGCCUUCUGGUACCUAUUUCAUUCAUUUCAGGAGCCCUUGCCAUGGUCUAACUGCCCAGUGAAUAGUAACUUAUCGGCUUAUAAUGAAGAAUGUGAAAGAAGCUCUCCUACUCAAUAUUUUUGGUAUAGAGAAACCAUGAAUAUAUCCCCAUCCAUAUUACAAAGUGGAGAAAUCCAGUGGGAACUAGCUGUCUGCUUGAUUUUGUCAUGGUUUGUUGUUUAUCUUUGUAUAUUAAGAGGUACUGAAUCAACUGGUAAGGUUGUGUAUGUUACAGCAUUGAUACCCUACCUUGUUCUGCUAAUAUACUUGGGGCGAGGCCUGACAUUGCAUGGAGCUGCCAAUGGGCUUGCAUUUAUGUUUACACCUAAGUUGGAGCAACUAGCAAAUCUUAAAACAUGGAUCAAUGCAGCAACACAAAUAUUUUUCUCGUUGGGUCUUGGAUUUGGAAGUCUCAUUGCAUUUGCCAGCUAUAAUGAGCCAAACAAUAACUGUGAAAGACAUGCCAUCAUUGUCUCCCUAAUAAACAGUGGGACAUCCAUAUUUGCAAGCAUUGUAACUUUCUCUAUAUAUGGGUUUAAAGCUACCUUUAAUUAUGAAAAUUGCAUGAGCAGAGAUAUACUUUUGUUAACCAACACUUUUGAUUUAGAAGAAGGAUCAGUAACUACAGAAAACCUUGGAGAUAUGAAAAACUACCUCAAUGCAACCUUCCACCAAGAAUAUUCCUCUAUCGUUCCACUACUUAAAAAUUGUAGCCUUGAAAAAGAGUUAAGCACGGCUGUUCAAGGGACUGGGCUUGCAUUUAUUGUCUAUACAGAAGCAAUCAAAAACAUGGAAGUUUCACAACUUUGGUCAGUGAUGUAUUUUCUGAUGUUACUUAUGUUGGGAUUAGGAAGCAUGUUGGGAAGUACUGCUGCAAUAAUUACUCCUCUGACAGACAGCAAGUUUAUUUCCAAGCAUUUACCUAAGGAAGCUGUUUCAGGAUUACUUUGUUUUACUUGUUGCAUUAUUGGACUCGUUUUCACUUUGGAAUCUGGGAGUUAUUGGUUUGAUAUAUUUAAUGACUAUUCAGUCACACUUUCACUACUUCUCAUUGUUUUCGCGGAAAUCAUUGGCGUUUGUUAUGUUUAUGGACUGAGCAGAUUUGAAAAUGAUAUUGAAAUGAUGACUGGACAUAAACUAAGUUGGUACUGGAAAAUCAUGUGGGGAUUCACAAGUCCUUUGCUCAUUAUAAGCUUAUUUAUAUUUUACUUAACUGACUACAUCAUGGCAGGAACCCUGCAAUAUAAAGCAUGGGAUGCAACACUGGGGCAGCUGGUUACCAAAGAUUAUCCACCUUAUGCAUUGGCAGUAAUUGGACUUCUUCUUGUUGCACCUGUUUGUUGCAUUACAGUGGUAGCAAUAGUGAACAUUGUUACUAGAAUUAAAAGAAAUGAAAACUGCAAUGUGAUACAAACAUAAAGCAAUCUAUUUUUCUGAAAUUAUUUCAACAGACUAAACUUAAACAAUUAAAUGCCAUAACAGGCAACUAAUCUUUUA